AUGGUGCGAGGGCUGCGGUAUCGGCCCUACUUCACCCACAGCCUCCCCGCCUACGUCAACCUGCCCGGCCGGGACCCCGACGAGGCGCUCUUUCCCUGGGGGAAGCCCAAGGCGGCCGCGCCCUCGUCCGGGGCGGAAGCGGAGGCCCCCAAUGAAAAAAAGCCAGGGGGAAAUGCCCCGGAUUCGGCGGAAAAGGCGAGGUGGGUUCGCCAGUUUCCCGCCCACCAACGCGACCUCGUGUCGGCCGUCGCGGUGGUCUCGGCGGGGUGGCAGCUGCGGGCGCUGCGGCAGCAGCUACGCGAUUUGCCCGGCUUUCUCUCGGCCUGGCGGCUCCACGCGCGGCAUUUCCGCGUCGUCUUUCGCGAUUUGCCGACGCUCCUCAAGGCCAAGCAGUUGUUGGACCAAUUCCAUCUCGAGGGCAACGUGCGGGUGGAGCUGAGGCUUUCCGACGCCCAUUCCCGCGCCUUCGCCGCGUUCGUAGCCGAGCAGGAGACGGCGUCAGGGCAGGAAUAG
This is a messenger RNA of Phytomonas sp. Hart1, 513 nucleotides long. Lineage: Eukaryota; Euglenozoa; Kinetoplastea; Trypanosomatida; Trypanosomatidae. The record is from the annotation of a GenBank genome assembly.